AUGGCCGCAAGAAACGUUGGAUCUCCUUACUGGCAUCAAAGAUCAAACGAUGUAAGUUUUUUCCGGAUUUAUACUACAAAUCAGUACGUAUCUUUGGCAGGUUUUACUGGUCAAAUCCAUCCGAGCACUGGAGUAAAAGCUGUACUAAGGAUCUUGGGGAUCCUUUCAAGCCUCUCAGACAUUGAAAACGUCACAUACAUGAAUUUCCAGCUCGCAAACACUUCAAACUGGAACACUUGUCCGAUGAUUAGCGAAAGAUUAGACAUUUGGCCUAAAGCGAAAUAAAAGACUGUUCAAGAGCAUACGUUCAUGUUUUUAAUGGAUUAUUUAUAUUUGACGUGUUGAGCUAGCGUCAAUUAAUCUUACAGUACGUUCCACAUCCUUCGGUUUUCCCUGUUCCCGUAGGAGUCGAGUUUCAUUUACUGAAUAAUCCUCGCUUUUUACCAACAAUUUGGUGGUAGUUCCAACGGUUAGAGUUUUUAUAAAAUACUUGCGCAGCUCCUUUACUGGAGCUUGAAAGUCAUUGGUUUACUUCACGGAAUGCCUUCUACUUGAAACACAGUUUUGAUAGAAUUUAUGGCAUUUUCUCGUCGGUAGCAUCUGUAAAACCUUGAGAUGCAACAAAACUAUUAUUGUCAUCAAAUUUUGCUGCAGUCUCAUUCUUAACACUGCAUCAAAUUCACACAAAAAACGUCGUGUGAAAAAGCCUCUUCUCGCUUUGAAUCUGAUUCUUACUGUUUCCCCUUUGUCUCAACAACGUCUCCAUCGAUAACUAAAGGGACUGGAAACUUGUAUUAAAAAAUAUCGCCCAUUAAGAACGCUGGUUCAAGAGCCAUUAUGGCUCUUGGCUGGUUAUAAUAAGGUCGUUAACAUCGUCGUAGUCAUUAUCAUCAUCGUCAACGUCAUCAACAUCGUCAUGAUCAUCAUUUAUCAUCAUUAUCAUGAUCCUCAUCAUUAACAUUGUUCUAAGGAUAAAAACAACUUGGCUUAUUAAGUGACAACUGAACUAAUCUUUUACUCCUGACGUCCACGGUUAAAUUUUAAAUCCGGUAAAAUGACGCAAACCAGAAGCACAAGCGUUUAAUUAGAUCACUUCGAAACUGCUGACCCGACGCAAAAUCAAUCUUUCGUAGAGGUUGAAUUCCCUCUGACAAGAGAUUAUGUGAAAAGAGAUUAGUUUGUGUACAUUAAUUCCACUUAUCCACAGUCCUUGAAACAAUUAAGCCGCCCAAGAAGAGCAUGUUUGUGUCCUUGAGGUGAGUGGGAGACAGGGAGACUUACGACACCCUUCAGCAUUAUCCUGAUAAACUAGAAUUUUGUAGAUCUUUUUAAGGACCGAACUGAUACCACUUCUAGUCACCAAAGCUUAAGAAGAGCAACAGCUGAGAGAGGGGCUGUUUGUUGAUGACAUUUAUGACUUCACUGCCGGGAGGGGGGGAGGGGGGUACUUCCUUAUAUGAGGCUACUAGGGAUGUGCCGCUGGAUGGGGCCGCAUUUUCACGGCCAGAUUGUCUAGAAUGAGGUCGCACAUUUUCGGAUUUUUGGGGGUAAGACAGUUAUUCAUAUUUACGUUUAGCAAACGUACCAGAAUGUUUGUACUGUAGAUGAAAUGUAAAGUGUUCUUCAUUCAAUCUAAAAAAUGGGUUUAGAUCGCAAAAGUUACACAUUAAGAUGGCGUCUAUAAUUCGCCACAGAAUAGACUAUAAUCGGGGUAGGGGCUCUGAGAGGCCAGCGGCACAUACCCAGCAAAAAUUAAAGUACCCCCCCCCCCCGGGUUUCACUGCCCAGUUUACGUCAAAGCAAACAACGACAUUCGGUAAUAUUCAUGUUUCGAGAACAAAAUGAUCAACCAAAUAUGUCGUUGAACACAUUUAAAGUGGUUCAGUAAUGAGCCACAAUACUCGAACUUCCUGCUUUCGAAAUCCAUUAACAGGUUAAACAUGAACGUAUAUAUUUGCUUCCCUCAUUUUGGCUCGCCAUUGUCACGGAAAUUUUGGGUCGAAGGUGACCGGUUCAGUUUCUUCUAACGUGAGGACAGGUGAGUUGUGCAAUAUAAAUUAUGUAUACAGGGCUUGUCACUAGACUGUUCAGGAAAAGUAGCGAUAUAUAACAGUUAAAACCAAAAGUGUGAACGUUUAUUAUUUUUUUCUCUUCUCCUCCAUCCCAUUCCCUCAUGCACUGUCCUCUCAUUCCUUUUUCUUUUCUUUUCUUACUCGUGCAUAAUUCUCAAGCUUGAUGGACCCCAAAAAUGUUGCCUUUCGGAUUCAGGUUCGUGAUUUUUAGUAACUGAAAGUUGCAAAAUUGAGUGAGAUAUUUCCAAAGUAUUGGAUGGUUCAUAAUGUUACCUAGCCCGUUUUCUGUUGGAAACGGCUUUUCGGAGCUGUCGGAUUAAAUUGAAGUGAAAUUGUGCUGUUACCUUAGUAAGGGCCGGGGUAAAACACCACAAUCAUGCUGUUUCCCCCCCCUCCCUCCCAAGGGAAAAAGAAUUUUCCGAAAAGUAAAACAAGAUCAGUGACACAUAACUUGAAAGGACCACCUUUAUAAAAUUUAGAUUUCACUUUUCAUGCCCACUGUCAGAUAUGGCAAGGAAGACCGGGUUCGUAUCAAUCAGAAGUAAAAUGAAGUCAUGUUUUUCUUUCCUCAGAACUCCGCAAUGAAGAAAAUCUCAAUGUUUGCCUCUUUCUCUAUGAUGCUGUUGUCUUUAGCUCAGAACGUGAUGUCGAAGGAAGAGUGUUACAUAAAAACCAAUGGCUGCAGUGUCCCUGGAGGGCUUCCGUUCUUCUACAAGACGACGUUCACCCCUGCUUGCGUCAAGCACGAUGUUUGCUACUCCUGUGUAAGAAUUCAAAAAUCAGUCAUUGCCCAUCAAACUACGUACACAACCCGUUCACACAAAUGUUUUUUAUACGUUUCCUUGUUUUUAUCGCGUAUGCAAAUUGGACUUAUAGAGGUAGAUAUAAAGACAUUGGUUGUUUACCAUUUACGAGAAGUGUUCGGAAAAUCAAAAAAUACAGCUUACUCAGGCCACUUAAGGCAUGACUACCUAAUUAAAUAUGCAUAUUUUAGUAAAUGCUAUUUAGAACGGUUUGCUUCCAUCAGUGCUCCUGAAAAGUGAACUGCAAAUGUGGCUCAACGGCUCAACGAAAAAAACACGUGAAACGUGAUUUCAAAUAACACGUGACAUCGCUUCGUCAAUGACGUCACAAAACACGUUUUCCUAAACGGGGAAGGAUUGCAAACCUUAAUCUUUGGAAUUUUCACUACGAAAAUGUUACAUAAACAGUGUAAAUCGUAAAUUCGCCUUGUAUGAUUUUUUAUCCUAUUAGCUAUUUAACUAAUUAAUAAGUCAUGUGAUCCUUUUCCCUUUAUUUACCGAUUCCUAUACAAUGUAAACACACAUACAAGGCGAAUUUAUAAGAACCUUUUUAAUAGCCUCUGAAAUGUACCUAAAAGAACUUGUUGCUCUUUCAUUAUCCUUUCCUCAUUUUAGAGUAAAUAUUUUGACCGUUAAUUCUCAAUUAUCAGUCAGCUGACGAAAAUUUGAGCUUCUAAAAUGCACUCAUAUUUUUAAGGCCAUUGAGCUACAUUUGUAGUUCAAUUUUCAGGAUCACUGAUAGAAGCAAACCGUUUUAAAUAGCAUUAUAUCAAAAUAUGCAUAUUUAUUUAAUUAGAUAGUCAUGCCUUAUUGAAAAUACUAGCGAGUAUUUAUCUGCUUGAAUCUUUUACCUGAAUUCUCAUACAAAUCCUUUAUUUUCACGGCCAUUUUAAGGGUUACGCACGCCAGUAUGAAACCACAUGUAUUAAUUGAUGAUUAAACUCUCAUAGUGAGAUUGGGCUGCUCUGACUGAAAAGGCUUCCUCAUGUAACGCUUACCAGGGUGGCUUUUAAAUGGCUCCGUCCACAUGAACCUGGUGGUUUCAAAAAUGUUUGUGUGGACAUGCGGCCUCAGUCUACUUUUAGCAGGUUCUUCCAUAUUUAUGACACCUAAACGAUCGCUACGAGCCAAAAAGCUAAGAUCAGCAAUUACGACGAUUUUACUGUACUGAACUCCUCCACCUUGAUCAUAAUGGUCGAACAGUGAUCGUUCUUAUAGAAAGGCUGUUUUUCAUUCAACCUAGUCAAACUGCCAUUAAUUUCACGAUCAUAUCGGCAGCUAUCUUUCUUGGGCGAUUUUAGAGCAACCAUGAUUUAUUUGCCGUGACUGAACAUGUCCUCUUUUAAAAUCAUGUCCACACAGGGUCAGCGCUUUGGUUGGAACCGAUCUGGUUGUGACAAUACUUUCAAACAGGAUAUGUACAGGCUAUGCGAGAAACAGUUCAGCCGUUUGAUUUCCUGGCCAACAAAGUACGAACGAUGUAAGUUUUUUGCGGAUUUGUAUUACAAGGCAGUACGUACAGCGGGUUCGUUGUACUGGUCAAAUCCAUCCGAAGGCUGGUGCAAAAACGUUUGUACUGAGGCUCUUGGAGAUCCUUCCAAGCCUCUGGACGUUAAGAUGACACCGAAAAUGACAAAUAUAUCAGUUAACAGCUCUCACCCACACGUCAAACUGGAAAUCUUGGUCGAGAAUUAA
This is a messenger RNA of Porites lobata, 4570 nucleotides long. NCBI's taxonomy places the organism in Eukaryota, Metazoa, Cnidaria, Anthozoa, Scleractinia, Poritidae. The record is from the annotation of a GenBank genome assembly.